Trichosurus vulpecula (common brushtail) is the source of this 824-nucleotide messenger RNA. Its product is annotated as oligosaccharyltransferase complex subunit OSTC-like. The record is from RefSeq and is a predicted model, not a curated record. The transcript has a single exon. NCBI's taxonomy places the organism in Eukaryota, Metazoa, Chordata, Mammalia, Diprotodontia, Phalangeridae. Gene Ontology annotation, cellular component: oligosaccharyltransferase complex. The coding region runs from base 1 to 450 and encodes 149 amino acids.
AUGGAGACGUUGUACCGGGUGCCCUUCGUGGUUCUCGAGUGUCCCAACCUGAAGCUGAAGAAGCCGCCAUGGGUCCACAUGCCGUCAACUAUGACGGUGUACGCCCUGGUGGUGGUGUCUUAUUCCCUCAUCACUGGAGGAAUAAUUUACGAUGUCAUUGUAGAACCUCCUAGUGUUGGCUCGAUGACAGAUGAACAUGGACAUCAGAGGCCAGUUGCUUUCUUGGCCUAUAGAGUAAAUGGACAAUAUAUUAUGGAAGGACUUGCAUCCAGUUUCCUGUUUACAAUGGGAGGUUUAGGUUUCGUAAUCCUAGACCGAUCCAACGCACCAAAUAUUUCCAAGCUCAAUAGGUUUCUUCUUCUGUUCAUUGGUUUCAUCAGUGUGCUCUUGAGUUUCUUCAUGGCGAGAGUGUUCAUGAGAAUGAAGCUGCCGGGCUAUCUGCCGGGUUAGAGUUCCCUUUGUGAAGCCACGACAGUAACUGGAUUCGCUCCUUUUAAUGGCGUUUCAAAGGCUGUUCUACCCUCCAGGACAAAAUGUGAAAAAUGGAUUGACCGUGUCUCAGAGUGAUGUAAGGAAAAGUCUGGUGUAAAGAUGCAGAAGGUUUUAGUCCAUUUUUUGGAAAAAAAAACUCUCUUGGUCCCAUUGAUGUGAUCAGCUUAUAAUAAUAAUAGUAAUAAUACCAUUGUUUUUCUCUAUUGACCCCCUCACCAUUCAUGUCAAAUAAUCACAUCUGUCCUCUUUGGUUCCCCCCCCCCCAUUUUUGAGAGAAACUUUUCCUUUGUAUAAUGAAAGUAUUGAAUAAAGUAUUUCCUUAUUUCCUACAA